AUGCGCUUGUACGUCAAGAAGGCGGCUGAGCUCAUGAAGGAAGUCGUCGAAUCUGGAGCGCAGGAAGGCGACGGCGACGCCGCUGGUGACGUGGAGAUGGAUGGUGAUGAAUUCGACGUCGGUAAAACGAGUAAGGAUCGGGAAUUCUACACCCAACAGCGCGCGGAACAAGUGUUGGCGCCGUUGUUGAAUAAAGGCGCUUCGUACUCCAAGGUUCGACUGAGCACGAAGAGUUUCGGUAUCGAUGCCGCCAAGGUGGCGAGCCGAGCUUUUGUGAAUUUGGCGUCAACGUUGAAGGAAGUGGACUUAAGCGACACCAUCGCGGGGCGUCCCGAAGUCGAAGCAUUGAAGGCAAUGGAAAUUUUCAGCGAGGGCUUGCUCGCGGCCAAGUUGACGUCGGUGGAUUUGAGCGAUAACGCGUUUGGUGAAAAGGGUGUUCGUGCGUGCACGAAGCUUCUUCAAGGACAAACCGAGUUGACUUCUAUCGCGUUUUUGAACAACGGAAUCUCUGAACAGGCUGCGCGUGCCAUUCUUGAACUGCUUGCGUGCCCAGAAAAGCUCACUCGUUUCCAUUUAGACAAGAACAUGACGGGCAACGAAGGCACCGUGCACAUCGCCGCCAUCGUCGCGAAAGCGACAGGUAUGAAGGAUUUCAAGAUGGCGGGUUCUCGUUUCUUCUGCGAGGGCGCGAUUAUGCUUGCUGAGGCGCUUUCGCACGGGAAUUCUCUGGAGAGACUCGACUUGAACGAUAACAACGUCAACGAGGAGGGCGCAGAAGCGCUCGUCAAAGUGUUGCCAAAGCAUCCGAACCUUCAGUUCUUGAACCUCGAAGCGACGGCAUUAGGACCGGACAUGGGUGGAACUCUUCUCAUGGCCGUAGCCAAGGGUUGCCCGAAGCUCGAAGUUCUCCACGUUAGCAGUAAUGACUUUGAGCGAGAAGGCGCAGAAGCCGUCGCCCACGCCAUCGCAGAGAUGAAAAACCUCAAGGUUUUGACAAUCGGUGAUAACAUACUUGGUGACUAUGGGUUUACGCAAGUGUGCAUGGCUUUGAGUCAAUCGAACGCGCCUCUCGUGAGACUCGAUGCGAGCUGCAACGAACUCCAAAAGUCAGGCGCCAUCGCGGCGGCGCAACUCGCGGCGAGCAAGCCAGGAUUUGAGCAUCUCAACCUCGACGGUAACAUGAUUCCUGAAGACACCGUGGAAGAAAUUCGCGCUAUUUUGUCGGCGGCCGGUAUCGAACACGCACUCGCACCGAUGGAAGAUAACGAUCCCGAGGGUGAGGCGGAUGAUGAAGAA
Ostreococcus lucimarinus CCE9901 is the source of this 1296-nucleotide messenger RNA. RefSeq lists its product with no specific name. Gene Ontology annotation, molecular function: GTPase activator activity; protein binding. The record is from RefSeq and is a predicted model, not a curated record. The transcript has a single exon. NCBI's taxonomy places the organism in Eukaryota, Viridiplantae, Chlorophyta, Mamiellophyceae, Mamiellales, Bathycoccaceae. The annotation marks the transcript as partial.